UCCCUCAAGCACUCUGGAGACGACCUCUCUAAGUUUGCUGUGUGAAAGGAAGAAUGAAGCAAGAAAUAAAGCAGGGAAGGAAGCAAGGAAGGUCUUGAAGUUGGUCGAGGAGACUUGAGCGUGGUGGCGGCUUUUGAAGAGAUAAGACGAGCACGCACACACUGACAGUUUGGUGCGCGCGCACACUGCAGAGGCGUGCGGGAGGAAGAAGGUGGAACAACGGGAUUUCGCAAUUGUCUGGCUUUUUAUUUGUCACGUGUUACCGAGCCGAGCCAGGACCCCGCCCAGAUCAAGGCAGGGCAGCACCUGCACGAUCUGCAGGAUCGUGCAAUCUGCAUGAUGAUUGGCGAUAUGUGAUGGGAUUUACCCGUUUGGAUGUUUGAUUGAUGACGGGACAGCUGUGUCGGUCCCCCCCACCUUUCGUCUCCCCCGACUGACCAUCCACGACCGAGGACCCCCACCCCCCCAAGCAGCCCCUGGCACGGAAUCUUUGGAUGUCCUCACGAUGAUGGCCGCCGACGGACACCCGGACAAGCCAAUGAUGGCCCGGUGCUGCCUUUAGCUUCGCCUCCACAGCCACGCUCACGUGAAGAGGACCGCCCCCUCCAUCGCCGCUCAGGAGUUUGACCAUGGGGGGCCCGUCGCCGCCCCCGCUGCUCCUGGUCCUCCUGGCGGCGUGCUGGCUCGUCCGCCUGGGCGCGGCGUCGUCGUCCAUGUUGUGUCCCAAGCGCUGCACGUGUCAGAACCUCCUGCCGUCCUACACGGUUCUGUGCGCUAAGACGGGUCUGCUCUUCGUGCCGUCCAACAUCGACAGACAGACGGCCGAGCUGCGCCUCAUGGACAACUUCAUCACUACGCUGAGGCACCGAGACUUCGCCAACAUGUCCAGCCUGAUCCACCUGACGCUGAGCCGUAACACCAUCAGUCAGAUCCGCCCGUUGGCCUUCGCCGACCUCCAGAAUCUCCACGCCCUCCACCUGGACGCCAACCGUCUGACCACGCUGGACGACGCCCACUUCCAGGGCCUGGUCAACCUGCGCCACCUCAUCCUCGCCAACAACCAGCUGCACCGCAUCUCCCAGGGAGCCUUCCAGGACUUUCUGGAGACACUGGAGGACUUGGACCUGAGCUACAACAACUUGGUGGACGUCCCGUGGGAGACCAUCUCCAUGCUGGUGAGCGUCAACACGCUCAGUCUGGACCACAACCUCAUUGAGAGCGUUCCCGAGGGAAUCUUCUCCAACCUGCACAAGCUGGCCAGGCUGGACAUGACGUCCAACAAGCUGAAGAAGAUCCCGCCCGACCCGCUGUUCCUGCGCAUCCCCGUCUACGCCAAGAUGAAGGGCUCGCCGCUGACGGCCUUGGUUCUGAGCUUCGGUGGGAAUCCACUGCACUGCAACUGCGAGCUAGUUUGGUUACGGCGGUUGACCCGCGAGGACGACCUGGAGACCUGCGCCUCCCCGAGAGACCUCGCUGGGAAGUACUUCUGGACCAUCAGAGAGGAGGAGUUUGUGUGUGAGCCUCCGAUGAUCACUCGCCACACAUCCAAGAUGUUUGUGAUGGAGGGCCAGGAGGUGAGCCUGCGCUGCAAGUCCAUGGGCGACCCGGAACCGUCCACCCACUGGGUGAGCCCCGAAGGGAAACUGAUGGGCAACACGUCGCGCAUUGUCUGCUACGAUAACGGCUCGCUCGACAUCCUCAAGGCUUCCGUCAAGGAUUCGGGAAAGUUCACGUGCAUCGCGUCCAACGCAGCCGGCGAGGCCACGGCGCCGGUGGAGCUGGUGGUCAAACCCUCGCCGCAUUUCGAUCCCAAGCCGGAGGCGGACCCCGGGCCCUCGGACAUCGCCACGUCCAUCAAGUCCAACACAAGCUGGGGUCAGGCACACGUCACCCAGCCGCGGGUCAGCGUGUCCGAGCUCACGUCCAGCAGCGCCCUCGUCACGUGGCCCGCGCAGAACCACAUUCCCGGCGUGCGCACGUACCAGAUCCAGUACAACAGCUCCGCCGACGACGUUCUCAUCUACAGGAUGAUACCAGCCAAUCACAAGUACUUCCUGCUAAGCGACCUGGCGUCCUCCCGCGACUACGACUUGUGUGUCCUCGCCGUCUCCGAUGACGGCGUCACCGCCUUGACCGGAACCAAGAUGGUGGGAUGUGUCGCCUUUGCCACGGAACCGGAAUACGGACGAUGUCACUCCAUACGUGACCAGUUUUUGGGCGGCACCAUGAUCCUGAUCCUGGGUGGCAUCAUCGUGGCGUCCGUUUUGGUUUUUAUCUUCAUCCUGCUGAUGAAAUACAAACUGCACAGCAACCAGGACCACAAACACAACGCCAACGCCCGACACGCCCACGUCUGCUCACAGACCAAUGGGGGCGGAGCCAACACCCUGCCACCUGUGGGACAAGGUGAUGGGGGGGGUGCUCACAAAGGCUGCCGACUGUCGCCUGUCGUGGAUUUAAACGCCGCCCACGACGACGGCGACGACGACGCCUCGCAAUAACAAACAUAAUGAACUGUCAAUCAAAUCCAAUAUUCCACAGCCCCUCCCCGUUUUUCUUUUGGUUUGCCGCUGGCGCCCGGAGCCGAGCCGGGCGGGGCAGUGAGGAGCGACGCCCGGCACUGCUUUGUCCUCUUUGCAGGUGCCUUCCUGGUCACAAGGUCUACGUGACGAUCCCUCUGUCCCCCCAAACUCAGAAACAAAGGGGGUUUACACCAGAUGGUCUGGUCCAACGAGGAUUUCUUUGGACUUUUUAGAUGCCCCGACGCCGCUCGACCCCUUCGGCAGUAUCCGCGACGCCAAAGUAAACAAUGUCCCGGAAAGAAUAUUAUUCCAUGAAGAACUUUCCGCAAGCGACAUUCUGUAAAGAGCAGCCAAUAAGGAACGUUCUGUGAAGAACGUUCUACUAAAAACGCUCCAUAAGGAAUGUUUUGGAAGAAGGUUCUGUGAAGAACAUCCCCGCUGAAGGAGGUCUUCGAGUCUUCAUAUUUGUGUCACUUUCUGUCUAGCUCUAUAGUGUUUGAAAGGGUUUGAACAGGUUCUGGAAUGAACAAUCUAACUAAGAAGUUCUCCGUCAGCUAAUCAUGUUCAGCACACUGGAGCUCUUCUUGGUUGCUUUGAUACUCAGCACAACACUUCACCCUGUUUGCUUUCACUGAAAGACAAAUGUGGGACUUGUAAAGAAAGAAAUAAAAAAAUUAUUUUUAUUGGAAAAGCUGUUGACACGCAUGCACAUUCUUAGCCAGGGAGAUGAGGGUGGC
This is a messenger RNA of Phycodurus eques (leafy seadragon), 3259 nucleotides long. RefSeq lists its product as uncharacterized. Gene Ontology annotation, molecular function: protein binding. The coding region runs from base 630 to 2501 and encodes 623 amino acids. The transcript has 12 exons. Lineage: Eukaryota; Metazoa; Chordata; Actinopteri; Syngnathiformes; Syngnathidae. The record is from RefSeq and is a predicted model, not a curated record.